AACGAAAAGCACGAGGAGAGUGAAGAGAAAUUGCGACCUGCUUAAAAAGCAGGAAACGAGAAUGAAAAUGUUCCAUGAAUUGUCGCAGCUCCGUUGAAGGGACGUCAGUUUCAUUGUUAAAGUUAUUACGCGAUAGUGACGAUAAUAAUCGGACAUGGGCAGGAGCCAACAUGUGCGAGCUACAGAACGUAACCAACCAGAAAUAAUGAUGGGCUAUGUUCAAAAGUUCGUCGAGUUGGCGUAUGAACUGCUUGCGGUACGUUUGAACUGUUAAGAGUGGGUAAACAUGGGAAUAAAUUCAAACGAGAAUGUACGCCGUUUCGCGAGAGCUAUCGCGAUGAUGUAAAUGCUGAUAAACGGGUGAUAUUCGGUUGUUCUCUCUUUUUAUUCCAACGAUAUUUUUUCGCUCGUUGAGUUAUUAAAUAUUGCCGCACGAUUGUUUCGUGUACAUGAAAAUCCUGGUACCAAUUCAGCAGAAGAGAUCGUUUGUUAGAAAUAGAGAGCGUGCAAAAUCUGAUUGGACGUUACGAAAGAUGGAAAAAUUCAUAUUGGUGUUCCUGUUUUAAUUUUCCAUUUAUCAUCGCCUGUAACGUUGUAUUUAGUUUCCAGAAGAGGAAAUGGUUGUCGAAGUAUGGCUGGUGUCGCACGUUUAGCAAACGAUGAAAUGAAAGAAGCGAGAUAUUCGGGAGCAAAGGAGCUUGUAAGAGAAUAAAAACUGGAGAAUACAAUGAAAGUGGAUAUAAACCGAAGGUCAAACGUGUCUGAUAUUCUGUGCGAUAAACGUACGAUAAAUGCAGUGAAAGACUGUACGUGAUAAAUCGAUGCUAAAUUUCGGUAGACGUUUCUAUCUGUGUACAUCAUGCGCGAUAGAGCUUCCUCCAAAUGGAAACUUAUCGAAUUUUUCUGGAUCUCUCUUAGCUGUAUUGCCGGUGUAACUAAACAGAUGUCAAAAUAAAGGAAACCAUCUGUACAAAUUCUAGAGUGUAUUUACGGCCAUUUUACGUUUAUAAGUCCCCUAAACGAGAAUGGAGUUGGGAGGCAAAUAAUAUUGUUCGGUAACUUACUUGAACGAACGAUAUUUCAUAAGAUGGAUCAUUUCGCUCGUUCGUUUUCUUCGAAAAGAACUCGCAAAUAAUAAAAAAUAUUUGCGAUUUCCUAUAUCGUAUAAGACCAUAAAAUACCGAAAAUCUUUUGUCCAAGAAAAACUUUUGUGAUCCGUUUCUACGUGCUCUUUUCUUUUGUCGAAUAUACUUGACGAAGGUGAGCCACUUACAGCGAAAGAUUGAAGCUGAACGAGAAAAGACUAAGGGUCACAGCCCUCUACUUGAAUCCAUAUCGAUUACAGGAGACGUGAAUAUUGUCGUGCUUGUGUAUAACAUGGGCAAAAUGACGAAGAUAGUGUAUCGCUGACAAUAGUCGUGCUGUACAUUAUAUUUCGUGUAAUGAUACUCGCAAGAGAAAUCCGGUGACUAAUACACGGCGAUUUUGUUGAAACUUUGCACAAGGGAUCUAUCUAAGAAUUUAACCGUAACCCGUGGCCAUUUUUUACUUCUAAGAAAGAAAGCAACCCUUUUAUCAGAGCCGGCCCCUGUAUACAAGUAUGAUGAGUGUCUAAAGUAAGGACGUUGUAAAUUAGUUGUCACCAUGAGAACGCUUCUGAUCAUACUGAGCACUUUCUUGGAAAUACAACUUUAUUUCAUUGGGAGCCGGGCGGAGCAGCAACAAUCGUUAAGGGUCAGCAACGAAUUGGUGUCAUUAAACAGCUCCGAGGAUAAAAGCGAAGAUGUCGUCGAAGGUCCCAUCAGGGAAGUUCUUGCACAAAGCGGAAGCACCGCGAAUUUGCCCUGCAAAAUUACCGAACCUGGCGCUGGAACCAUUACAUGGAUGAAGCGUAAAAACAGACGGUUGUUGACUGUUGGCACAAGUACCCACUCAGUCGACAAACGAUUUGUCGUGAUGCAUUCGAGUACUGAUUGGCUACUUCAAAUACGAGCAGUUACUCUCCAGGACGAGGGUAUAUACGAAUGUCAGGUUACGUCGCAUCCAGUGCAACGGAAUUUCGUGCUCUUGAAGAUCACAGAAGCGUACUCGAUCAUACCCGGGGCGCCUGAUUUACACGUGAAGCAAGGUUCUAGUCUUCGGUUGGAGUGUCAACUGAAGGCAGCUGCGGAAUCGCCCCUCUACGUCUUCUGGUAUCGUCAGGGACAUAUGAUCAACUACGACGAGGAGCCAGGCGUGAAAGUUGAACUGACCAAGAACGGAUCGAUUCUAAUGGUCAACAAAACGAAACCGUCGCACGGCGGUAAUUAUACGUGUUCACCGAGCAAUGCUAAAUCGGCUUACGUGAUGGUUCACGUGAUCGAAGAGGAAGAGAAACCGGCGGCAAUGCACGGAGGAGACAGAAGGAACCUUAGUCCAGCAAUUUUAGCGAGUAACUUUCUGGUGUCCCUCUUGGCGGCCGUCAGCUGGAGGAUACCGAGUUUCACCAGCCUUUACCCGACAUGAAUCACCGUUGAACUUAUGGGAACGACUGGUGUUAGUCGUGGCCGCGCUACCGCAACUCGGUUCAUCUCUCCUAUCGCAAGGACGACUCUGACCAUCGGUCGACCAUUCGGGAUUCGUCUUUUCAACUGUAACUCCAAUCGGCCCUGCAAGAACGAUAUCCUUGCAUUGGUGUUAAAACCGGAAUGUCAUCGAGUGUAUCGAUUCACGUAUGAACACACGGAACCGCCGCCACUUUCGAACCGACCCUUUUACCUGUAGCGCGAUUCUUUUCAGAGAUUCGUGCUCCCUCAUCGAGGGGAACCGCGUCCGAUCGUGAGAGCAGCAGAACUGUAGCCACCGAGAAAUCCUUUUGUUUUAUUCCCUUCUAUCUUUUAACCCUCUUGUCCCUUAUCCCGUGUACUCAUCUCCUUCCACCCCGUUCCUUUAUUAUGUACCAAGCAAUUUCUUUGUCUGGAAAAACGUAUGCGUGGUCGGAGUAACGAUUAUUCUGCUGGUUUUGGAAUCGAUAUAGAAAGUAUGUGGUGCAAGAUGUGUCUCACUUUUAACGUUGGGAAAUAGAACGACACGCGAAGAAAGGUUCCUCUUUUAUUCUCUUUUCUGUUGCGAGACGGUAGGAACCUGUCGAUUCGAGCAUGAUCUUUUACUUGCUAGUAUCUGUCAUUGUGCGCGAUGAGUGAACCGUUUUCUUCGUACGUGCAUUAUAUAUACAUAUGUAAAUGUAAACAUACAUAAAGAAACGCGCAUACAUACACAUUCCUUAUACACGCGGGGUUCAUACACAUACAUACGUAUACCUAUACGUAUACACAUACGUAGUAUGUAAGCGACACCGUGGACUCGAGAUGAACAAGCGCCUUUACGUUUCGUGACGUGGAAACCGUUCUUCUUCCACUCCUUCUUCGAAUCUUGGAUAGCAUGUGUGUGUGUUAGAGAUUUAUCGAGACGGAAUGCGAGGAAAGUGAAAGCCUCCGUUGAAUCCGGGGAGAAUCAGGAGUACAGUGGAUCGAUCAGGCUGCGGAUAAACUCGUUAUCGGAAAUUCGUGACAGACAUUCAUGCGAUUCCGCGCGUUGCCGCGUGUUCAUGUCGGGAUAAACGGAAUCAAUGUAAAUAUAACGCUCUAAUCAUACAUUCAAUAAAACAUUAAUCGUAAAGCUGCGAUCGAUAAUUUACUCACGAGUCCUUUGUGUUUCGUUGGAUCGAGGCACGACGCGAUGCGACGCCGUAAGAAACUUUGUCGAGGCAACUUUGCCAUUUGUUUUCGUUGUUCGAUGGGUAAACGAUGAGGCAGGAAAUUGAAGGUAAAGUAGCACGAUCACCGUGAAAUAAACGACGCGAAGGAAAAGUUAUUUCACGAAACUCCGAAGGAAAGUUGUGGAAUAGCUCCGGCCGAUAAAUGUGCACGUUCGCCUCGCGUUAUCUAUCUCUCGAAGUCUUCGAACUUUACGCGAGCUUUAACACGCCAGUGGCAAACGUUAUUACGAGAGCCUUCGUUAUCUUAGCUUGGAAUCCUGUUAAAACGGAUUAAUUCAACCGCAAAUUCGGUUGGAGAAAUAUCGAAAUCCGCUAGGGGCUGGAUAACGACGACCACUAACAUUACUGUAGCCGCGAAACGAGCUUCUAAGAGCGCGGUUCUAGACACGAUUAAUCGAUAAGACUAUCGAACGUGUGAAACCUUUCGCGUUUACUCACAGGGACGCCGAUUCCCCUUGUUAUCGACGCGCAGGAACUUUCCCACCACUCGAUAUCACGACAAUUUUUGAAAGAUCGUCCGAUGUCGAUGGAGACGAUGAUAAUUCGCGUCAUGGUGGAAGAUAUCGCGAGCAAUUAACACGAUAGCAAGUUGAUUUAGGUUGUAAACGUUAACCCAUAUAACGCGGCCUGAUACCUAGUCUGUGCCACGUCACGGGAGGGUACCGCGUAUCGUUUUUUCCCCCCCGUUCGACUUCGAUCCCACCACCCCUGUCCUUUAACCUCGUUUUGUUUGACCCGGCGCGGCGCGGCCCUGCUUUCUUCUCUUAUUUUCUAUCUGGCCGCACAGAACUUUCGCGAUAAAAGCACCGAAACUCUUUUAACGGGUGCUAAAUUGAAACACUACUGCAAUAAAGGGAUACGGCGCAGUGACUUCUACAAAGAGCAUUCUUCCUUCGCUUGUCCAGUUCGAACCUUCAUACGUCUUUACUUCCAAACCGAAGAACGAGAAGAAAACCCUUCUUUCAAAACAGGAGAAACAAAAAUCACGAGAGAACAAACGACGGGGUUCUGUAUCGAUGAAAUCGUUUUCAACCGGGUCGGUGCGAAUGAACAUAUCGAUCUUUGUAAUAAACAUAGGCUACAGCCGAUAAAUAACAAGAGAAUGUGUCGAUACAGUGACACCGCUGCGGUCCGGCAAUUUGGUAUGUAAUUCGUUUCAGCGUAAUAAAUGGAUGGCGUUA
Messenger RNA from Bombus impatiens (common eastern bumble bee), 4938 nucleotides. RefSeq names its product zwei Ig domain protein zig-8-like. The transcript has 6 exons. Bases 1645 to 2505 code for a protein of 286 amino acids. Gene Ontology annotation, cellular component: neuron projection membrane. The record is from RefSeq and is a predicted model, not a curated record. Lineage: Eukaryota; Metazoa; Arthropoda; Insecta; Hymenoptera; Apidae. Gene Ontology annotation, biological process: synapse organization.